GCUUUAUCUACAGCUCGGCCGUUAGUUUCUGUAUACAGUGAAAAAAAUGAAGAAACUGGAGAAACCGUUGCCCUUGCUACUGUGUUCAAGGCACCCAUCAGACCAGAUGUUGUUAGUUUUGUACACGACAAUGUCUCCAAGAACAGCAGACAACCUUAUGCUGUCAGCAAACUAGCUGGUCAUCAAACUAGUGCUGAAUCAUGGGGUACUGGUCGUGCUGUUGCUCGUAUUCCUCGUGUCCGGGGUGGUGGUACUCACCGCAGUGGUCAAGGAGCUUUCGGUAACAUGUGUCGCGGUGGACGAAUGUUCGCCCCUACACGUGUAUGGCGCCGUUGGCAUAGAAAAAUCAACGUAACACAAAAGCGAUAUGCUACAGUAUCAGCUAUUGCCGCUUCUGGUGUACCUGCUCUUGUCAUGUCAAAAGGUAAUUAUAAUAUAAAUCAUAAUUUUAAUGUUAAUAUGCACACAAAAUGUCCACAUAUGAACCUUGUACUAUCAGUUUUCUAUGUUUUUUUUUUUAAUGUGUGCUAAAUUAAAUAAUUUCAUCAGCGUACUCUGGUAAAAAUAAAUUGUUUCUGGAGUUCCAAUGAAUUAAGACAAAUUUAGUACAUAAAAAGUUUAUACUAGAAGUGAAACAACAAUAAUAGUGUGUAUUUAAAACAUUCAACUAAAAAUGAUGACAUCGCUUAGAGCACUGGGUUAUGAUAUCCUGUGAUUACUUAACACGUUGACAAAGUCUGAUUACCAAUAU
Messenger RNA from Myzus persicae (green peach aphid), 751 nucleotides. It is a transcript of the gene RpL4, whose product is annotated as 60S ribosomal protein L4-B. The annotation marks the transcript as partial. Lineage: Eukaryota; Metazoa; Arthropoda; Insecta; Hemiptera; Aphididae. Gene Ontology annotation, biological process: translation. The transcript has 2 exons. Gene Ontology annotation, cellular component: cytosolic large ribosomal subunit; ribosome. Gene Ontology annotation, molecular function: structural constituent of ribosome; RNA binding. The record is from RefSeq and is a predicted model, not a curated record.